UCGCUCGGCGCUGCCCGCGGGAAGCGCUCCGCACCGCUCUGCAGGCGCGGCCGCAGCGGCACCACCUCGGGGAGCCGCGCCUCCGCCCGCCAGGCAGAGAAACUUCCUCCUCCCGCAGCAGCCGCCCAGACAGGUUCUUUUCCCUUUCCUUUUUUUUUUUUUUUUUUUUUUAAUUUUUUUUUUCCUAACUUCCUCUCUCCGAUCUGGUGCCCGCCUGCCCGCCACACUGGCGCACCUCUUGCCGGCUCCGGCCAUGUACAGCAUGCUGGAGACUGAGAUUAAGACGCCGCAGCCCACGCCGGGCAGCGCCGGGGGCAACCCCGCUCCGGGGAGCAACGGUAAAGGCGGCGGAGGCGGCGGGGCCAGCAACGGCACGGGAGCCGGCUCGGACCAGGACCGGGUGAAGCGCCCCAUGAACGCCUUCAUGGUGUGGUCGCGGGGCCAGCGGCGGAAGAUGGCCCAGGAGAACCCCAAGAUGCACAACUCGGAGAUCAGCAAGCGCCUCGGGGCCGACUGGAAGCUGCUGAGCGACGCCGAGAAGCGGCCCUUCAUCGACGAGGCCAAGCGGCUGCGGGCCGUGCACAUGAAGGAGUAUCCGGAUUACAAAUACCGGCCCCGGAGGAAGACCAAGACCUUGCUGAAGAAGGACAAAUACUCGCUGCCCGGCAAUCUGCUGGCCCCGGGGGGGGGCAACGCGGUGAGCAGCCCCGUCGGGGUGGGACAGAGGAUUGACACUUAUGCCCACAUGAACGGCUGGACCAACGGGGCUUACUCACUGAUGCAAGACCAGCUGGGCUACAGCCAGCACCCGGGCAUGAACAGCCCCCAGCUGCAGCAGAUGCACCGCUACGACAUGACGGGCCUGCAGUACAGCCCCAUGAUGUCCACGGCCCAGACCUACAUGAACGCCGCCUCCACCUACAGCAUGUCCCCCGCCGCCUACGGGCAGCAGCCCUCCACGGCCAUGAGCCUGGGCUCCAUGGGCUCGGUGGUGAAAUCCGAGCCCAGCUCGCCGCCUCCAGCCAUCACUUCCCACUCGCAGAGGGCCUGCCUGGGAGACCUGCGGGAUAUGAUCAGCAUGUACCUGCCCCCGGGGGGGGAUGCCACAGACCCUUCCGCCCUGCAGGGCAGCAGGUUACACAGCGUCCACCAGCACUACCAGAGUGCCGGGACUGGCGUGAAUGGUACCGUACCACUAACUCACAUAUAAACUUGGCUGCUCCGGACGGCUCCCCGUCUUAAUCCCUAACCCCACCACCGCUCCCUGACUGCACCGGGACGUACGGCAGUGUUGCUCGGCUUAGCAGACUUAAUACUAACUUUGGAGAAACUUUAAAAAGGAAAUCCGUUAGUUGUGUCUUUCUUUUUUUUUUGUACAAAAAAAUAAUACUUGAGCAAGCUGUUAUUUUUAAUAGAGCACAACUCCUGCCUCCUAGAAGCCGCUGUGAAGUUUUCAAACCACGGCAACUUCUUUCCUGGUUUCUCCUAGGUUGGGCACUGUUUUAUUCGCUUAAAAGUUUUUAGAAGAUCUUGCAUCUUCCCGUUUGAUUUCUAGUGUUGCAAUGACAUAAAAGAAAAACCCGGCGGGCUUCUGUUUUUAAACUCAAUCGUUGUGGUUUCAUAAGUGUUUUGUUCUUCCCGUUUUACCGAGUCUCGCUUGGUUUCUAUCCACAAUCUGUAGCUUUCACGAGUUUUUAACUUUAGGGUUUUGUUCCUUAAAAAAAGGGGAGGUGGGAGAGAGCUGUGCGGGUCGCAAACGCAUUUCUUUUAUUUAUAGUAAGUUGUGUGUCUUGGUUUUUCUAAAGCUGUAAACUUAUGUAAAUUGGUUUGUGAAUUUUACUGUGAACUAUGUUUUGACAUAUCAGAUGAAGAAACGUUUUAGUUUUGUUUACCGGAUUUCUUCGUAAGAAAAAAAAAAAAAAAAAGGUCAUCGAAACACUCCUUCCCUCUCCCUGACCCUAGUCCUCGUUUGCUUCCUUCUUCCAAAAGAAGAGAGAUCAAUAAAUUUUAUAUCAGGCACGUCGGCGGUCUCCGGGAGCUUUGUGCGGGGGCGGGCGCGCAGCCGGUCCCUCCGCGGCGGCGGGGAGCGCGGAGCGGGGGCGGCAGGCGCCUCGCCGGGGGCUCCGCGCCGGGGCUCCCCGCAGCAGCCGUCGUCCCGCCGCCCGGCCGAGGAGCCCGGGAGCUGCCAUCGUUUUUCGGCCGGGUUUCUGCGGCUGCCGCGCUGCGCUGUAUUUCGGUUGGAGGGUUUGGGGGUGUGCUCCUUCGAUUUGAUUUUCUCCUAAAGAAAAGCGGGACCCGGACCGGGAAAACGUCGCUGCGCUACUGAGGCUGCUCCUUUCCCGAGCCGCCGGCCACUUGUUGCCGCUCCGCCCGGCUGGUUUCCCCCGGCCGACGGGGAGGAAAGGGG
This is a messenger RNA of Chroicocephalus ridibundus (black-headed gull), 2407 nucleotides long. Its product is annotated as transcription factor SOX-3-like. Gene Ontology annotation, biological process: negative regulation of transcription by RNA polymerase II; positive regulation of transcription by RNA polymerase II; cell differentiation. The transcript has a single exon. Bases 254 to 1210 code for a protein of 318 amino acids. The record is from RefSeq and is a predicted model, not a curated record. Lineage: Eukaryota; Metazoa; Chordata; Aves; Charadriiformes; Laridae. Gene Ontology annotation, molecular function: RNA polymerase II cis-regulatory region sequence-specific DNA binding; DNA-binding transcription factor activity, RNA polymerase II-specific.